Molecule: messenger RNA, 1433 nt
Organism: Prosopis cineraria
Lineage: Eukaryota; Viridiplantae; Streptophyta; Magnoliopsida; Fabales; Fabaceae
Exons: 8
Coding region: 133-1032 (299 amino acids)
Biological process (GO): mRNA splicing, via spliceosome
Cellular component (GO): catalytic step 2 spliceosome
Molecular function (GO): protein binding
Source: RefSeq, a predicted model, not a curated record
CAUUCAGUGGGAAGAGACAGACGGCGAGGAAGAAUGUGGUUCGUUCGUCAGAUCUAACGGGCGAAAGCUUUUCACUUCAGGACACUUCAGCCUUUAACCCUUCCUGCGCUUGGUCCUUUAACGGAGCGAAAAAUGGGUGUUGCGGAUCUGCCGCGGAAGGAGGUUAAUGUACUGAAAGGGCAUGAGGGCGCCGUACUGGCUGCGAGAUUCAACAGCGACGGUAAUUAUUGCCUAAGUUGCGGCAAAGACCGUACCAUCCGUCUCUGGAAUCCUCACCGUGGUAUUCAUAUCAAGACCUACAAAUCCCACGGCCGUGAAGUCCGCGAUGUCCACGUCACCUUGGACAACUCCAAGUUAUGUUCCUGCGGUGGAGAUCGACAGAUCUUUUACUGGGAUGUGGCAACUGGACGUGUAAUUCGAAAAUUUCGGGGUCAUGAUGGUGAGGUAAAUGCUGUAAGGUUCAAUGAGCAUGCAUCUGUUGUAGUUUCGGCUGGCUAUGAUCAAUCAUUGCGUGCUUGGGACUGCAGAUCCCACAGCACUGAGCCAAUUCAGAUUAUCGACACAUUUUCAGAUAGUGUUAUGUCUGUUUGUUUGACAAAAACUGAAAUUAUCGGUGGUAGUGUUGAUGGAACUGUUCGAACAUUUGACAUCCGUGUUGGCAGAGAAACAUCUGAUGAUUUGGGGCAACCUGUCAACUGUAUUUCAAUGUCAAAUGAUGGUAAUUGCAUACUAGCCAGUUGUUUAGAUUCCACUCUUCGACUUUUGGACAGAACGACAGGUGAACUAUUGCAACAAUACAAAGGCCAUACUUGUAAGUCUUAUAAAUUGGAUUGCUGCCUUACCAAUACGGAUGCCCAUGUGACCGGUGGCUCUGAGGAUGGCUUCAUCUAUUUUUGGGAUCUUGUAGAUGCAUCAGUUGUGUCAAGAUUCAGAGCUCACACCUCAGUGGUAACAAGCGUGAGUUAUCACCCAAAAGAAAACUGUAUGAUAAGUUCUUCUGUGGAUGGCUACAUACGUGUUUGGAAGUCAUGAGGACAAAAUACAAGUUGUGUCCACGCGGUUCUCAUUGUGAGCGAGGGAAUGGCUAAUCCACGUCCAAUCCUUUUCGAAGUCCGCAGAUACUCUGUUGCUUAUUUUUUUCUUACAAAUGGAUUGGGCAAGUGAGGAUUAUCUGGGUAUUCAGGAAAUGAAAAAUGACAACCCAUAAGCUGCAAUCCCGUGUCGUAGAUUCGUUAAGGCUGCAAAGCAUUUGACUGGACUAGCAGCCAUGGGUCAUGAUCUUGUCUUUUUUAUUUUUGUUUUAUUUUCUGGGUGGAGAGCGCCUGGUUGGUUUGUUUCUAAAUUAAUUUUUUUUAGCGUUGCCCCCUUUUUCUACUUAUUUUUAGUUUGAAGUUUACUUCAUUCACUUCUAUAUAUAAAAGACAAUAACUGUA